Molecule: messenger RNA, 9425 nt
Organism: Larimichthys crocea (large yellow croaker)
Lineage: Eukaryota; Metazoa; Chordata; Actinopteri; Sciaenidae
Gene: ccdc88c
Product: coiled-coil domain containing 88C
Exons: 31
Coding region: 610-6498 (1962 amino acids)
Biological process (GO): cytoskeleton-dependent intracellular transport; cytoplasmic microtubule organization
Cellular component (GO): centrosome; cytoplasm
Molecular function (GO): dynein light intermediate chain binding; microtubule binding
Source: RefSeq, a predicted model, not a curated record
CAGCGGUCUCGCACAGUCAGGUUGAUGGAGAGUACAGGAGAGAGAUAGAGACUCGGUGGAGAUGUAGCAAACAACGGAAACUAUUUCAACGCUCUCUUUUCACAUUUAUGCUGCAUUUUUAUUUUCUCCACAUAUUUUUUUAAAAACUUAUUUUAUUUAAAAAUUCACGGCGGUUUCGCCGCUUUACGGUCUGAGUCGUGUAUCCUUGGCAACGUGAACAACUGUCCUGCGAAGUUUGGAUCAAGUGUUGGACCUUCAGGCAGAAAAUAAACUGGAUGUUUACCCGCCGGACCGACGGAACCGGCUCGGCUGUGCGUGUGGCCGCUUGAGGAACUUUUUAAAACAGUUUUACUGAUUUUUAACCCGCUUUUAAUAUUUUAAACCCGGUGUUUAGGGAAACGGGACAGCGCGAGACAAUAGUAGUGUGUGUGUGUGUGAGAGGGAGAGAGCGAGCUCGUGCAGGAGGCGGGGAGGAGGGGGAGGAGGAGGGUCGAUGCGGUGCGGGAGCUUUGUUCUGUCCUGCGUGGAGGAGACCCACCGCGAGCCCGCUCCGGAUAUCUGACUGAUCGAUGUUGCUGAUUGAUUUGUGAUUGAGCCGUUGGAGCCAACAUGGACGUGACUCUGUCCGAGUUGUUGGCCACUUUCAUGGAGUCACCGCUCGUGCUGUGGGUGCGGACGUUGGGUCCUUUGGGUUCAUGUGAUGUCGUAGGCUCAGAGGAGCGGGUCAACAUGUUCAUGGAGCUGGUGGACGGUGUCUUCCUGCACAAGAUCAUGACACACAUUGACCCCAGCCCAACCAAUCAGAGGUUGAACAAGAAUGUGAACAAUGAUGUCGCGCUUCGCCUUCACAACCUUACCGUUCUCACCAGACACAUCAGGACGUACUACCAGGAGACCUUGCAGCAGUUGAUAGUCAUGCCCCUUCCUAACAUCCUCUGCAUUGCCAAGGAUCCGAUAUCAGCGAGGAGCAUGGAGGACCUGAAAAGACUUUUGUUGCUGAUACUAGGCUGCGCUGUCCAGUGUGAACGUAAAGAGGAGAUGAUAGAAAAGAUCAAGCUGCUGGACAUUGAGACCCAAGCUGCCAUCGUCUCUCACAUCCAGGAGGUGACUCAUAACCAGCUGAAUGUUCUCGACCUGUCCUGGCUGGAGGAGGGAUCUGAGCUCACACAUGAAGAACUGGAACCUCUGUCCCGCAACAUGGCUGUGUCGCUACAGCAACUGAUUGACCAGAGAGACAAAGCCAGUGAGGUGAUUGUGGAUCUGACCCAGGAGAGAGACUAUCUCUGCAGUCAGCAACCCCAGGAAGGGUGCAGGAAUUUGGGCAUGAACAGCCCAGAGCGUGGCCACAAUUCUGGAGGAGACAUGGGUGUGAAUAAUGGAGGAUCGUCUGCAAUCGUGUCUAAGCUGACCAAAGAGGAGAAGCAGCAUCUGUCUGUAGAGCUCGCUGAUACAAAGUCCAAGCUCCGCAGAUACAGACAAGAACUGGAGGAGAAGACAGAGCAGCUGAUGGAUUCAAAGCAUGAAGUGGAGCGUCUGGAUCAGGAGUUACAGAGGCUGAAACAGGAGAACCAGUCUCUGUCCUGUGAGGCUCGUUCGGUCAGAGUAUACCGGGACGAGGUCGACUCUCUGAGGGAAAAAGCGUCACGGGUGGACCGUCUGGAGACUGAACUAUCGAGAUGUAAAGAGAAACUCAACGAUGUUCACUUCUACAAGACCAGAGUGGAGGAGCUUCGUGACGACAAUUUGACUCUGAUGGAGACAAAGGUGCUGUUGGAGGAGCAGCUGUCGGCUUCCAGGGGGCGCUGUGAUAAACUGCACACAUUGGAGAAAGACAACCUGUUACUACGAGCUAAAAUACACGAUCUGGAGAUGGAGAGGGACAAUGAACGUCGAAGGUUGGAGGAGCUGGUGGAGGAGAACAUGCUGCUGGAGAUUGGACAGAAGCAGAGCAUGAAUGAGUCAGCUCACCUAGGCUGGGAGCUGGAACAGCUAACCAAGAACCAUGACAACACUAACACAGAGACUCGUAAGUCGUUGGUUCAUGAGCUGAACGAGUGUGUCUCCAGCCGGGUGUUAAAGCUCGAGAAGGAAAACCGGGAGCUUCAGACUUCGAUAGAGAGACUGAAAGAGGACAACCACCUCCUGCAGGAGCAGCAGCUCCACACACAGGAACUGGACAGGGAGAACCAAAGCCUCAGCAAGAAGUUGGAGCGUCUUCAGGGUUUGUUGGAUCAGGAGAGACUGACCAAUCAGGACAUGGAGUCUCUGGGAGAGGACAUACUGAAAGAAAAACAGAGUCUGGAGAGAGAAAUGCACACUCUGAGGGCAGAGAGAGACAGACAGAUCUCAGAGUUGGAGAGUGAGAAGCAGCACCUCGCUGACGCAGUGGCGUCCCUUCAGGAGCGCGCUCAGUCAAACAACGAGGCGAGGGUCCGUGAGGUAGAAGUCGAAAACCGCCUGCUGCACCAGAACAUCACUGACACCAGCUCCCGAUUGGCCAGCUUAGAAACCCAGCUCAAAGUGGUCAGUGAGGAGGCAGAGAGGCUGAGGGAGAGGGCGGGGCGGUGCGAGGAGGUGGAAAGAGAGGCAGCGAGGCUGGAGAGGAGCAGGGACGCUCUGAAUAGAGAGGUCACCUCCUUGCGUGCAUGCAGCGAGCGGUCUGAGGCUCUAGAGAAGCAGGUGUCCUCCCUGGAGCAGGAGAUGCACAGGCUGAAGCGGGAGGCAGAGGAGGCCCAGCGUGAGCUGCAGAGACUGGGGAGGCACGAGGCGGAGAGCACCCUGCUGUCGAAGGAAAACCUGGAACUGCGAUGCUCCCUGGAAAACCUGCGCUCCUCAACCGCCCGCCUGGCCACCCUACAGGAGGAGCAUAAAGAGGCCCAGAGAGAGACACAGGAGCUGCACAGGAGGCUGGAGGAAGCCAGAGAGGAGGUGCAAGGAGAGAGGAAGAGGGUAGAGAGGCUUGAGCUGAACGUGGCAGCUCUGAACCAGGAGAAGCACAGCUUAGAGGAGGUAAUACAGAGAAGCAAAGAAGAGAAGGAAGAGAUCGAGGGAGAGAGGCGGGAGACACACAACAGAGAAGAAGAGCUGAAAAGGGAAGUGGAAGUACUGAAGGUGGAGCAGAGAAGAAAGGAGGAAAUUGACAAGGAGAGGAGGAAGCUGCAGUUGGACUUGGAGCAGUCGGAGAAGGGCAGGAAGCACUUGGAGAAAGAGAGCUGGAGGAUCAGAACACUGUUGGAGGGUAAAGAGACGGAGCUGGAGGAGAAAACCAGGCGACUGGUGACGGUGGAAAAAGAGGGUACGGCUCUGAGUAAGGAGGUCAAUAGGCUGAAGGAGGUGGCGGUAAAAGCCAAGGAGCUGGAGAGGGAGAACAAAGAGCUGCAGAAACAGGCGACUAUUGACAAGAGGACUCUGGCUACUCUGAGAGAGGAACUGGUGUCAGAGAAGCUGAGUGUUCAGCAGCAGAGUGUUGAGUUGGAGAGGCUUAACGAAGAACUGGAGAAGAUUGGACUGAACAGAGAAAAACUGCUGCAGCAAGAGCACACGCUGGAGGACAGCAGGUACAGGCUGCUGGAGUCUCGGCUGGAGGAAACUGUCCAACAGACGAUGAAGAUUAAAGAGGAGAAAAUCUCAAGUCUAGAGAGGAAAGUAGAAGAGAGCAGCGCACUCAACGCUACGCUACGUGCUGAACUAGCUACCGCGCGUCAGACACUGUCUGCACUGCGUCAACAACAGGAAGAGGAAGAAAACCACAACUCCCAGCAGCGCUCAAGAAGUGACCAGGGUCAACGGUCAGCCACUGCCGAACUGCUACGAAUCAAAGAUCAUCUCAUUGAUGUAGAAAAGAAUAACGCCUCCCUGCAGACAGAGAGCAGUCUGCUGAAGGAGCAGCUGAAACAGCUGGAGAACCAGAACGCUUCUCUAAACAGCCAGAUGGUGGCACAGCAGCGACACACCUCCACCCUGCAAGAGCAGAACUCAGCUUUACACACACAGACCGCAAAACUACAGGUGGAGAACUCCACCCUCUCCUCCCAGAGCGCAUCUCUCAUGGCCCAGAAUGCAGUGCUCCAGGGUCAAGUCACUGCCUUGGAGACCGAGACGGAGUCGUGGCAGCGGCAGCGCGAGGAGGCGUGGCGGGGCAGGGAAAGCGUGCUCAGCGACCAUGAGCGCCUGCUAAGCGUUCACGAGAGGCAAGCCCACGAGUACGAGCAGCUGAUCAGUCAGCACACUGCACUGAAAGGCAAACAGAGGGCGCUAGAGAGCGAAUACAAGACACUGCAGAGCAAGUUUUGUACUUUGGUGCAGCAGAAGGAGAAAUGGGAGGAGCAGGAGGGCCGUGGUCGGAAAGAAAAGGAGGAACUAAACCAGCAGAUCCAGAAGAAUCGGCUGCUACAGCAAGAGAAUCUGCAGCUCAAAACAGAAGUGGACAGAUUCACAGAGAGCCAAUCACAGCAGUCGGAACAAAGUGAGGGGCUCCAGCAGCGUAUGAAUGAACUCAAGAGCUCAUUGAGCUCUGCCCAGCUGGACGUGAGUCGAUGGAUGGCCCGAUAUGACACGCUCAUGGAGCAACACCAGGGCCUGGAUCUGACCAUGACCAAACUAGACAACCACUGUGAGCUGUUGAGUCGAUUGAAAGGAAACCUGGAAGAGGAGAACCACCACCUCCUGAGUCAGAUCAACCUGCUGAGUCAGCAGAACCACUCUCUGCUGGAGAGGAGCAUGGAGAGCAAAGAGCUGUAUCACCAGGAGCAAAAACUAUACAUUGAUAAACUGAACGCUCUUCGACGUCAGAAAGAGAAGCUCGAGGAGAAGAUCAUGGACCAGUACAAGUUCUACGACCCCACACCUAAAAAGAGGAGUCAGUGGUCUGGAGCCAAAGCUUUAGCCAAACUGAUCAAACCCCGAAAGGAGGGCAGCAGGGAGAGAGGGAGCGACAGAGACAAGGAAGGAGGCAAAGACAGAGAGCGAGCCAAGUGUGCCCCAGACAUCCCACUACCCGCUCUGCCUCCCCUCCUCCCACCUGAAACACCACCUCCAGUUCCUCUGCGGACAGCAAGCGACAUGCAGGACGGCGGCCACGCUCACAGUAACCACAAUAACCACACCAUCAGCCCCACUUUGGGACCCCAGAGUCCAGCCCUCACCCCCAUCAGCCGAGGUUUGACUGACAGGAGCCGGGGUGUUUAUCGUAGCAGCACUCCAGGAGGCAGCAAUGAGAGCAUCAAUGGAGAAGAUGGACAUGGUCAGGCCCAUAAAGCUCUAAGCUCCACUCCGAGCCACCAGUCCUCUCUGAGUCUAACCAACAACUCCAGCUCCAGACUGGCACAAGGCCCCGGCCGCAGACCCCGAGGUCUGUUAUAUGAUGAAGACUCUCGCCACAACAACCCAGACUCCAUGUUUGGUCACCACGGCAACACGGGCGGUCGCCCAGGAUCAGCAGACUACAGCCACAACACCUCCAGCUCCAACUCACCUGUCAACUGCAGAGACACAUCUGAUCGUCAGGUUCGCUCAGCCAGCCUCUCUAGUGAUGAUGUCAUGGGUCUCAGCCAAUCACACCAGACUCUGUCACGUAGUUCCACCCUCCCAUACGACCACACACCUCAGAGGGCCCAACCACAGCGAGGCGUCGGGGUUAGGACGAAGGCCCGCUCAUCUUCUCCUGGAAGUGAGAUGGUGACGCUGGAACAGUUUCUACAAGAGAGCAACAUACAGUCACCUCCUAUGGUGUCUACAGGAAGCAGGGAGGACUUGAUGGCAGACUAUUUCAGAAGUCCCGCCCCCUCUGUGCCCGCUGGCAGAGACCAGGUGACUCCCACCAGCUAUGUCACGCCCACUGUACAGUCAUCCAACCAGAGGCCGGGUCAGAGUGUCAAGCCCUCGCCUCGCCAGCCUGUCGGCCAAUCCCCAUCCACGGGCCAGCCUGUCGCCCAGAGAACUGGCCAAUCACUGAGCAGAGCUUUCAGCCUGGCCUCGGCUGAUUUGCUGCGCUCCAAUGGACCGGACAGUUUCCGUGGAAACGAAGGGCAAUCAGAUGUGGUUAUUCGUAGACAAGGAGGAGGGGCUAACGGGAGGGAGCGUCCUCUCUCUGCUCGCCUGGCUGGUCCGACCAAUCAGCAUGCAGACGGCAGCCUCCUGAACCCGCCGAUUCAUCAUUCAUCCUCUCUGAAUCUGCAGACGGAGAGAUAUGGCGAGAGGGAGAGAGAGCGAGGGAGGACCCCCGUCUCUCGAAAUGGCCCCUCCUCGUCGUCCUCCUACCAUCACCGUGGAGAGGUCGCCAUGGUAACCCCCGUCAGAGCCGUGCCCGCCACGCAGCCCGAAGAAGCCUCUGAGCAAGGCGAGGUGUCAAGGGAGGGCCGGCCGGGUGACUCCUCACACCUAAAGAAGGAAAGUGAGAGAGUGAGGUGUGGCUCUGUGGAACGGCCAAAAAGCACACCAGCCUCCCCCGACCCCAACAACGACCCGCAGACCGUGUGGUACGAGUACGGCUGUGUCUAAACACUGAAACUGAGUACUCGACCUACGAUGGGCUGAAAACUGGAGCUGUGAUGUGAUCAGUCCAUGGAGUUGUUUUGUUGUUUACGGAUAAGUUUGGCUUAAAUACAACAUCGAUUGUGAAUCUGUCUAAAUCCUGGAAAACGUUUCUGUUUGUAUUUUAUGGCAAAAAACUUUGUUGAUGAACAAGCUAACGUGAUUACAGACACCGUCUGCCAUCAGAGCUAAGGAGCUGUCAAAACGACUCGACCUGAGUCUGCUUGGUUUCAAUUGGUAACCGCUUUUCAUCACAAGCUGAAUCUCUGCAAGGCGGAUUGAACACAAUAUAGACCUCGAUCAUUAGCGGUCUUUUUAAGGAUUUAACUCGAACACCUCAACACUAUAGAUGAUCUUUGAGAAUGCUGGAUUUGAUCAGCUUCUGCUGUUUAAUUAUCACCAAGUUUACUGUGCAGCAACAAGCAGCCUGAGCUCACGGGAGGGGUUUGUUUGUUUUGUAUUUGUUUUAAAAGAAAUGUGGAUGUUUGGACCAGAUGAUGAUCCAGAUGUGCAAAAUUUUUAGCUGACAUUACUGAUUUCUGAGAAUCCAUAACACUUAAAGCCUGCAGGACCAGAGGACAAGUGCUACAUGCGUAGUUGUGGACCAGAAUACUAAGGAUGGGCUCAGUCUAUGAGCUGGAACUCUGGACUGCUGACCGACGCACUGUGUGGCCCUUGCUAACGUUUACAUGGACGAUACCAAUCCCCCCCCCAAAAAAACAAACAAACUGUACGCCAGGACUUCUCCGUCACUGAGAGGGGUGACUAAAGUGAAGGCGACCAGAAGCACCAGAGGGACUGAAUGUAUCAGAUUUGUUUUUUUCUCUCCUCUGGUAUCAGGAACAAACACUGGAAAAGACGAGGGAGGUGGAGGAAGCAAGUGGAGGAGAAAGAGGGAGAAAUGGUGGAGGGAUGUGGGGAUAGAGAGGGUGGUAUCGUAAUGGGAGGACGGAUAGAUAAACAGAACAGAGAUGGAGGGACUGUCCCAGCAUGCAACACUCUGACACUUUACUAGAAAUGUUGCUUGGCCCGAGCCAACACUAGCUUGACAAACACACCCAAUGCACACGUAUUAUACACACAAACAGCGACAUCGUCUUUGAGGGAGGUGGUUGUGGCUUCGCUAAACAUUGAGCUGGACUUAAUUCACACACACAACUGGGUAAACCACUGUGGGUGUACCGCUGCACGCGAAGUUAGCCACACGGGUUGUAAGCACUGCACAACCAAUGGAGGAGGAGCUGAAUCCAGACCCUCUGUGAUCUGGAUCGUUUUAUGACUGAACUGAAUGUACCAAGUGUUUUGUAGAUUGUCAUGUGAUCAAAAUCAUCCAGGUGUUUUCAUUUCAUGAUUACCACUGACCACUAUGCAUUGCAGCUAGCACUAUGGGCGACUGUCAGCAGUGAGCACGACCUAACCUGGGACUGAACACAACCUGCAGUGGUCAGCCUGGCAGUGAACACAGUAGCCUGCUGAGGUGUUUUUCUUGCAGAGUUUGACCAAAAUCACUGAAUAAAGUUCUAAAGUUGUGCUUUUGUGCAGUAAUCAGCGAGGCCCGGCCGUAGAUGACUGCAGCAGCCCUCACAAUCACUCAGAUACUGGAGGACAGAUGUGAUAAAAACACUUACACAACAAGUUAGACUUCAUAGAGACUUUAAACCUGCAGCAAUGAAGUGCAGAAUAAACCAUAAAACGGUGACUGAGCCGAUUAAAAAAAAUCUGACUGAUCAGUAAUUUUAACAAUGAACGUUAUUGUCCAAAACGACAGCAGUGCACCAAAUUAUAAAUAAAUUCAUAUUGGACAACAUACACACCGAUACUGGCCGAUAUAUCAGUUGGGCUUUACAUGAACACGUGGAGACACAUGGAUGAUUUUAGUAUAUGUGUUGCGUUCACUGACAGGUGACUGCUGUAGGAAUUUACAAAUACUCUGUGUAUUCUUUCUUCUAAGCUCAUUUAAGCAGAGAAAAUAUGAGGAAGAGGAGGAGUAGUAUCACCCCCCUGGAGACAGAUAAAAAAUGAAUCUAAUGUUAAUGAUGUUGAUCAACUGACCCAUUGUCUGUACUGCUGUUUGUAAAUACCAGCCUGUCCUCGCUGCAUUAUUAAUGAACUGACGGCAAAAACAUUUCCUAAAAGCAAGGAGGAGGAGGAAGACGAUGUAACACCGGUGUUAACUGGAAUCCAUCACGCUUUGAACAAAACUGUUAAUAUGCAACAAGAUAAAUUAUUCUACCUGUAACAUUUGUACAUGACAUUAGAUUUUAUAAACUGGUCAGAUAUUUCUUGUCGAUACCAAAAAAAAAAGAAGAAAAAACCCAGAUCAAAUCCUGUUCAAAAGUUUGUGAUUUCACUGUAAAACUUCAAGAUUUGUAGAUUGUUUUUAAGUGAUAGUUGUGAGAUCAUGUCAUGAUGUGAAACACUGUAGGUUGAUGCUGUUUGGGUUGGUGUGUGUCGCCUUUCUUUAUGUCUGCACUUAAGUCAUCUCAGUCCUCAGAGCCCCGACCGUAUGGACAGCUUUCCACACAUUUCAUCUCCUGUCUUGUCUGGUUUCUGUGUCACCGUACUCUCGACUCCCUUCAUAACUCAUCAGUGUUGGUGACCCUGGUGCUUCAUGCUCGGUGGACCAACAGUUCUCCAUCUGGGGGCACUGUCGAAAUAAAAAGGUGCAAACAAACAACGUCACAUGAAAGAAGACGUUGAAGUGGAUCGUACGUCACUGACAUUUCGUGCUCUAACUGGAAUAACUGCUACUAUAGUUCACUUUAUGACUUGCUGACUGCUAUGCUGUGAUGUGACUACUGUUAAAAGGCUACUAGUGUGAUUCAGUAGAGAAUGAGCUCGAUGUUAUUACACCCCAAAAAAGCUUUUUGAUAAUAAAGAUUUAUAAACUUGAA